UUUUUUUUCUUUUUUCUCUUUAAAUAGAAUAAACUACGUCAGCGCUCUCACUUUUUCUCUCUAACCAGCACAGGGGAAGAACUCUCCCUAGUAUUCAUUAUUAUUUUUAUUUAGACACGAAAACUGAAUUAAGAACAGCAAGCAAAAGCAAGCAAACAGGGAAAUGGGGAAUGGGGAAUCAACAUAUGAUGAUGCUUCUCAGGACGGCUCUGUGCAUGAACCGCCUUCCUAUGCAGGGACUUCAAUGGGUUCUAAUCAUCCACCAAAGCGACAAUCCACACACAUAGCCGAUAACUUUAACUCUUUGGAUCAGGUUAUUUCGGCAUUGAGAGAAGCUGGCCUUGAAUCAUCAAAUUUAAUACUUGGUGUCGACUUCACAAAGAGCAAUGAAUGGACAGGAAGAUAUUCAUUCCAUAGGAAAAGCCUUCAUGCAAUUGGUAGCACAUCUAAUCCUUACGAGCACGCGAUCUCAAUAAUUGGCCGUACAUUAUCUCCAUUUGAUGAAGAUAAUCUAAUACCUUGUUUUGGAUUCGGCGAGGCAUCAACGCAUGAUCAAUGCGUGUUCAGUUUCUAUCCUGAGGGUCGAUAUUGUCAUGGUUUCGAGGAAGCUCUUGCACGAUAUAGGGAGAUUGUUCCCUUUCUAAAGUUGUCAGGUCCGACCUCAUUUGCCCCCAUAAUUGAUGCGGCAAUUGACAUUGUUGAAAAAGGCAACGGGCAAUACCACGUUCUUGUCAUUAUUGCAGAUGGACAGGUUACUAGGAGCCCUGAUACUCCUCCUGGAAGAUUCAGUCCACAAGAACAAGCGACUAUAAAUUCCAUUGUUGCCGCUAGUCAAUAUUCUCUCUCAAUUAUCUUGGUUGGAGUUGGGGAUGGACCAUGGGAUGCAAUGCAGCAAUUUGAUGAUUAUAUUCCACAGCGCUCAUUUGACAACUUCCAGUUCGUCAACUUCACCAAAAUCAUGUCAGAGAACACAAAUGCAUCAAAGAAGGAAGCAGCGUUUGCACUUGCUGCCCUCAUGGAAAUUCCAUUUCAGUACAGAGCCACCCAAAGGCUUCAUUUAGUCAGUCGCGAACCUGUAGCUGGUCCUAGUACAAGGGCACUUCCACCUCCACGUGAGGUGAUGAAUCAUGAUAUUGCAGUUAAUUCAAUCCCACCCAUGGUGAACAUUCAGCAAGUCAAGCCCACAGCUCCUACAGCUCCCGAGGAACCGGUCUGUCCCAUUUGCCUGACAAAUCCAAGGGAUAUGGCUUUCGGAUGUGGUCAUACGACAUGCAAGGAUUGCGGGCUUAGUCUUGUAUCGUGCCCUUUGUGUCGGGAACCCAUAUCAACACGCCUGAGACUAUAUACUUGAGAGUUGGGGAUUGCUUGGUUUCUUUGAUGGCUCAAAACUUAUUAAGGUGCUGUUGCUGCUAAUGAAAAUCCCACCGCAGAUAUUGUAUGUACUAAUCUCUUGAGCUAUUUGCUUGAUACAUUACUUUGGAGUAUCAUAUUUUGUAAGUAGCCUUUGUUUACCGCCAGCAAGCCGAUUUCAUUGGUUUUACUUUGUUGAACAUAUUUGCUGUGGCCACAUAUUUAUGUAUCAUGUUACUAUCCGGA
Messenger RNA from Pyrus x bretschneideri (Chinese white pear), 1596 nucleotides. RefSeq names its product E3 ubiquitin-protein ligase RGLG3. NCBI's taxonomy places the organism in Eukaryota, Viridiplantae, Streptophyta, Magnoliopsida, Rosales, Rosaceae. The coding region runs from base 164 to 1351 and encodes 395 amino acids. The transcript has 12 exons. The record is from RefSeq and is a predicted model, not a curated record.